CGCGGCGGUUGGUGCGUGCGGCUGCCACUCAGAGCGCGGGCGCGCGCCCGGGGGGCAGCUUUGUGGUGAGCGGCGGCUCAGGUUUUGCUGGAUAUUCGAAAACCUCAUUAGAAAACAAUGUCCCUUGACUUUGAUAGUGGAGCUCUACAAACUCAACAUGAAGAUGAAGACUAUGACCAAGAGGAUUAUGCAAGAGAACAAGAGUUGCAACAACUAUUGACAGACCUUCCGCAUGAUAUGCUGGAGGACAGUGGAGAUCAACUCUUCAGCUAUUCAGACUGUAGCAUUCAUGAGGCUGAGGAGGAAUCACAUGAGCCUGGGAAUCAUGAUGGAAGGUGGAAUGAUCAUCCAUUGAUAAGUGAUCCUCAAAAUGAUUAUGAACAAGGGCAAAAUCUGUACCCUGAACAGUUCUUGCAUGACCAGCAAAGUGACCAUGUUGAAAAACAUGGAAAGAAAUGGAACGGCCUGCAUAAUGACGAAGAGGAGAAACAUUUAUAUGACGUUAAAGAAGAUUACUAUGGCCAGAACAGUCAAGAGGAUCCCAAUGAUGUGUAUCUUGGUGGAGAUGAGUUUAGUGCUCCAAGUUGCUACCAACAGAACAAUGUCUAUCAUCUUCCAGAAAACUUCAUGCCAUAUACAAAUGGCCAUAAAUCAGAAUUUAACAGUCCAGAAAGUAAAAUACUGAAUUUUCCAGAUGCUCCAAAGGAACAUGUUAAGCAGUUCAUUGCAACUGACAUUGUGCAUGACCAGUCGCCAGAAUCUUACAAAGUGACUUAUAAACCAUACCAAAAUGGCAUUCAUCAAAAAAUUCCUGUAAUGGAAGAAGGAACCAGAAGAAAUGAGGCAUUUGAAGACUUGGAACAGGAGUUCUUGGUUAGUCAUGAAAAUGCUUCAGAAAAUAUGCAGAUUCUUCAACUUCAAGUUCUAAAUAAAGCAAGAGCGAGACAACUGGAAGAACUUAAUGAAAAGCUAGAAAAGAGUGCACAGCAGAUUAGGUAUUUGAAUCAUCAGCUUUCAAUGGUCAAAGAUGAAAAGGAUGGUUUGGCUGUUAGUCUUUGCGAGUCUCAAAAACUCUACCAGAAUGGAAAGGAACGGGAAGUGCAUCUUGAAGGUCAAAUAAAGGCCCUUGAAACUCAGAUUCAGACUCUUACUACCAAUGAGGAGCAGAUAUUGAAGCAAUCCAAAGUGGCAGAGGUAGCCAUGGAAAGCAUGCAGAAGCAGCUCUUAGAACUUCAGCGAUCCGAUGCCCUUCAGCGAGCCAGAGAACAACACGAGGCCAUUGUUUCAGCACUCAAGCAGAAGUAUGAAAAGCAAGUAUUGUCAUUAGAGCAGAAACUUGAUACUACAACAUCGGCACUCCGAGAACAGGAAGAGCUUUGCAAAAGUCUAGGAGAGCAUGUUAAGCAACUUGAAAAAAUGCUGGAAGAAACAAAAUGUGAAAAAACUGAAAUAAUCAAUCGACUGACAAGAAGCCUAGAAGAAAGCCAAAAGCAGUGUGCAAAUUUACUACAAACAGGCUCCAUGCAGGAGACAAAUCAGUUACGAUUUCAAUUGCAGCAGGCUCAGUCUGCGCACCUGAUAAGCAAUAACAUGAACAAGGCUUUGCAGGAAGAAUUAAUGGAACUGAAGGAAGAAAUAGCUUUGUAUGAAUCUGCUGCCAAGCUUGGAGUCAUUUUGAAUGACGCAGAGGGAGAGCUGCCAGCGAAUCUGAGUGAUUCCUAUGUCAAUUUGGGAAUUAAGAAAAUCAGUGGGAAGAAACUAAAGUUCUCCAGUGCACUACUGAACAGAGACAUGGAUAAAGAGCUCUCUAAAGAUGAAAUUAUUGUAGAAUUAAAAGCUGAGUUGGAACGUUUGUUGAGUAGUAAUAAAAAGAAGAGAAACCAGAUUACUCAGUUACAAAAUGAUCUUAAAGAUUGCCAGAAGACAUUAGAGGAAUACAAACAGUUGUUGAAAGUGGAAAAAGCGUCGAAAGAGUCAGAGCCUGUCACAAACUGGAAUGAUACUUUGGUGGCCAGUUCUUCAGCUUCUGAUAAUCUUAAGGAAGAAGUUUUGAGACUCAGAAAGGCUAAUGAAACUUUGCUGCAAGAAGUUGAGAACCAUACUUUGACUAUUAAAGAACUGAAAGAAAAUGAGGAAAAACUGAAAAAUUUAAAUCAAGAUCUCUGUUGUCAGAUGAGAAUGAUGGUUCAGGAUUUUGAUCAGGAUAAACAAGAAGCCAUUGACAGAUGUGAAAGGACUUAUCAGCAGCAUCAUGAGGAUACAAAAGCACAUUUUGAGAAAGAUCUGAUGGAAAGAUGUGCUGCAGAAAAACAGCAGCUUAUUCAAGCUUAUGAAGAGACAAUUUCGCAGUUAAAGUCUAACAUAGAGGAGCUGAACAGAGAGAUGACUACAGUGAAGGAAUGUUAUAUUGGAGUCUGUGGAGAAAAGGAUGCCUUGGAAGCUACUUUAAGGCAGAAAUUUGAGCAAGAGCAGCAGCUCAAAGAAGAAAAGCUGAAGAAACAGCUACUAGAAGAAAAAGAAAACUCUCUUAAGCUUCUGAGGAAUGAACUUGAAGAGAAACACAAUAGUUCUAUGAUGGCAGCAAAGAAGCAGUGGUUGAAAGAAAAAGAACAGCAGGUUGAAGAGGAAGUUGCACUAGCUAAAGUUCGCUGGGAGAAGGAAGAAAAAGAGAAUAAAGAACAAGUCUUUGCAAAAAUAGAAAGAGAAUGGCAAAGUAGGCUGGAAGAAAUUAGAAGAACUGUAGUUGAAUGUAAUGACUGCAGCAGCCAAACUGACCAAGUGAGAGUUAUGGAUGAAGCGUCAGCUACAGAGAUAGAACGGAUUGUUGAAGACCAAAGGCUGCAGAUCCAGAAGGCUCUGAAAGAAAAAAUGGCCUCUGAAGAGGCCUUAAAAGAAUUUGAAAUAGAACUGGAAAAUAAAUACCGUAAAAAUCUUACCAGCCAGGUAAAUGCAGCUUUAACCCAAGCUCGUGCCAGGUGGCUGCAAGAAUUAACAGACCUCAAAGAGUACAAAGUAAAUCUAAAGAUAGAACAAGAAAAAUGGGAAAAAGAACACAAAGAGACUGCAGCAAAGCAGUUAUUCCUAGUUCUCUCAGCUGCUGAAGAGAAAUGGAAAAAAGAACAUGAGAGUACAGAGGAAUCUGGACCAAGAAUUAAAGAACUUGAAGAAAAAGUAGUUUCUCUCAAGAAGGAAUUGGAGCUAAAGAAAGAAGAAAUCCCUGCAGCCAUCAAAGCUGAACUAGCAAAAGCUCAUGCUCAGUGGAACAAAGAAAAGCAAGAAGAAAUCCUGCAGAUACAAGAACAAAACGAGAGAGACUACCGAUCUUUCCUAGAUGAUCAUAAAAACAGAAUUAAAGAGGUACUUGCAACAGCAAAGGAGGAUCUUGCAAAGCAGAAGAAUGAUCUCUCUGUUCAGAAAGAGGCAGAAAUAAAGGUGUUGCUCGACCAAAAGCAGCGAGAAUGGGAGGCUCAGGAAACAAAGAGACUGCAGGAUGAAAUUAAUCUGUAUGAGGAGAAGACUCUGACUGAACUCCAGUACUUGUUGAGUGAAAUCCACGAAGAACUAGUCAAGUGCACACAUCCUAAGCAUUCUUGGAAGGAUGAGUGUUUUGACACUCAUGUUGAAUUAAACCCUCAGUGCAAAGACAAACUGAAAGCUUGCUUACAAAAGGCCUACAGAACAACAGUUUACACAAUUCUGGAAAACAAAGAGCAAGAAUGGAAAGAGAAAUACGAAGAGCUGGUAAGUGUCAUGAAUAAAGAAGCACACUGUUGCCUGCAGUGUGGUGAAACAGAAGCUGGAGACAUGGGAAGACCUGCUGUGCACCCUGCGACAGUGCAAAGGAGGCUGAGAAGACAGCCACCCUUGCAGGAAACUGGAACAGACAAAGAAAAUGAGAAGGUUCUAGAAGCUCAAGUUGCAGAAAACUCUGAGGUGACGACUAGCCUGAAAGACCUGGGAACACCACCAAGGUCACUGUCAAGGGGAGGCGUCCCAAAACCUUGUACAUCCUGCGAGUCUCUGAAAGGGUUGGAAGAAAUGCGUGCUCAGUACGUGAAAACUGUGAGCAAGAUUAAGUGUGAUAUGCUUUGUUAUAUCCGUGAAAGUAAGAAGCGAGCCGCUGAAAUGAUUAAGGCGGAGAUUUUAAGAGAACGCCAAGAAACUGCACGGAAAAUGCACAAAAACUAUUUAACCUGCCUUCAACAACUUCUUACUGAUAAUGGGGAUGAUGAAGGAGCUGAAAAGAGAAUAAUGAAUGCUGCCAGGAAGCUUGCUACAAUGGCUAAAGGACUUGAAAUGCCCCUUCGACACAUUCCCCAAAGCAAAUCUGCCCGCUCAGCUCUCCUGUUAAAUUCUGAUCUACCACCUGGAGCUGAGUACCCAAAAACAGAUCCCACACUUCAGACUAGGUCAAACUAUAUGGAAAGCAAAUUGUGUAGUGAAAGCAUUACCAGAAAAGCCAAUGAUAAUGUUGUUUCAAAACAUGACUUGAGAGAACAGUUUGAUGCAGUGCAGGCUGAAACUCAAUAUAUGCUUCAUGAAUCUGAGACUUCAAAUAAUCAGAUCAGGAAAAACUCUCUAAAUCUGGAUGGUGCUUCAAGAGGUGAUGUUCUGUCAGAGUUGUAUUCAAAUGAAGAUGGAAAAAGAGAAAAGUAUGGCCCCACUGUAAAUGUAGACAGAAGAGUCUUGUGUGCUGCUGGUAAUACAGCACAUCAGAGUGCUCUUCCAUCUGCUUUCCAAGUAACGUUAGAAGAUAGGUGUACACCCUGCUGUACGAAUGGCCAUAACAGCUCUGGGCCAACUCAUCAUGCGCCUAAGAGCAAGAAUGAAAGAAUGGUCUUGAAAGAAGAUAGAUGUAUCCAGUCAUGUGGAAAAUGGAAAACCAAAUCUGAAAGAACUCAGGAAUUUGUUUUUCAAGAAACUCCAGAAAGGGAUGAAGGAAGUUGUAGUGAAUGGAGUUCUGUGAAUGGAAGCCUGCAUCUGGAACGUGGUGAUAUGCCCUUCUUGCAUCUUGAGCAAAAGCCCGGUACUAAUGUGCCUGCACAGACUGCGCACUGCAAAGAGUUUCCUCACAGCAGGUUGUUUUCCCCUGCAGAUGAAAAUGUUUCUACUUCUUGGAGAGACAUUUCUAACGGCAAUGUAAAGAUUCUCAGCACAAAAAGCAGCGCUGAAGUUUGCAGUAGAGGCCACCUGAUAAACCCAGAGCAUACUUCAUUCUUCAACUCUGAUAAAUCAAAUUCCACUGUCGCACAACUCAAUGUACGUUCAGAUUCAAAUGUAGGGAAAUGCUGCAACAAGUGCUUGGAAAGAAAUGGGGUGGGGCCCCCAGUCUCUUCAGCAAGAUCGCCCGCUUUCUAACUUGAAUUGAUGCCACCAAUUCCUCAUUUGAAGGAAAAAAGAUAACUUGAUAUUUAAAUAGAAGUGUGAAGAUUGAGGAAAACCUGUUGUACUGUGUAUGUUUAGAGGUGUUUUAGGAUUUGCUUGAAGCAUUUUAAUUGUCUUUGAAGGGCCCUCUGUAAAACUCUGUGUGUGUGUUCAUAAUAAAAGCAAAAAUACUUGAGUUUUUUCAAUAAAUUAU
Molecule: messenger RNA, 5578 nt
Organism: Cuculus canorus (common cuckoo)
Lineage: Eukaryota; Metazoa; Chordata; Aves; Cuculiformes; Cuculidae
Gene: CEP152
Product: centrosomal protein 152
Exons: 27
Coding region: 118-5358 (1746 amino acids)
Biological process (GO): centriole replication
Cellular component (GO): centrosome
Source: RefSeq, a predicted model, not a curated record